Messenger RNA from Annulohypoxylon truncatum, 2865 nucleotides. RefSeq lists its product as uncharacterized. Bases 373 to 2244 code for a protein of 623 amino acids. The transcript is spliced from 2 exons. The record is from RefSeq and is a predicted model, not a curated record. Lineage: Eukaryota; Fungi; Ascomycota; Sordariomycetes; Xylariales; Hypoxylaceae.
GACCCCAACAGUCUACCCGAACGGUAAGUUCCAAGUUGCUUUUAUUAGGUUUGGGGGACAUCUUCAACAUUUCAAGAUUUUGUAGUGUUUUCAAGGCUGUACAACUCGCCAAUACCAGAUUGAGAUAAUGAGCUACGGGGAACAAGGCCGACGUCAACAGCUUUCCGCAAAUAGGCCCCCUAGCGCGAGCGAAUUGGAGGAUUGAGAGUGUAAUUCCGGGGCGUUCAGGAUGGCACAAAAAGCUCAAGAGGAUCAUCAUCCUCGUGCCACACUUGUCGCACCCUGUCGCACUCGUCGUAAUUCGUCACAAUUCGUCGCGACUGUCAUGAUUCUACAAGUCGCAUUCUGUUUGUCUGUUUGCUUGCUUACAAGAUGCUAACUCCACGGUAUCAUAGUCAGCAGAACCGUCAGAAUCACCAACCUCCAGCGGCUGCGAGAUCGUCAAAUCAAUAUCGUCAUUCCGGCUCCGUCCGUCCCGUAUCUUCCGUAUACUCACAGCCGACGCCGGUGGCCGCGACCUUCGCCGCGCAGCAGUUGCGACUCGAAGUCCCGCAUAGCGAUCCGAACGAGAUUUCCCCGCCGAGUUCUCCUGACGUAUUGUCACCGAGGGAUGGGCCGAACCCAGGCGACGUUUCUCCCAUUGAAGAAGUACCAGACAUGUCUCAGCUCUCCGCAGAUCCUAGGGGUAUCCCUAGAUCCGAUGCUCGCAGCAAUAUUCCUAUGAUGCGCCGCGAGCGUCGAAAAAACUCGGAUGCCGCCAUAAGAACCCUCCGCGAAUCCAUGUCCCGCGAAAAGUUGAAGCAGCCGCGACCAUACGGUCAUGAUGUGCGUUGGAACCCAGCUACCGGCGAGCCCACAACGGAUUCGAAGGGCAGGCCGUCGCAGGUGAAUCCGCAGGAGUUCGUUCAGGGACUUGCGUCUCGACCUGGCUCAGUAUCCCCACCGCAGGCUAAGCAAGAGAAGCAAGGCCAGAUCACUUUCGGUGAACGUUUACGCCGAGUACGACAACCCAACGGCUCUUCUCAAGCAGAGUCAGCUCCACGACCCGAAUGGCGGGGAGCAAGUGGACGAACGACACUCGUUGCGCCUGUGAACGACAACAAAGAUGUGGCUCCAUUAAAGCUUCCUCCUAAGAGUAGCAAGCGUGGAGGCCGCGAAUCUGGUGGUCUAUCCCCUGUUCAUUCAGUCGAUUCUGAAUCUGCUCCAUCCCCGCCAGUCCGUGGUUUGGGCAUAUCGAAUCAACUUACUCAGCCACAAUCGCCUGCGUCACCCAGCAUCGCGGUCACAAAUUCGAGUGCCAACCCGCAUAUAUAUCCUAGCCCACCCCUUUCUGACGACAAUACGGCCCUAGCCGGUAAUCCUCAACAUCAGUCUUUACAGGUCCCGCCGAAUGAUAAGGCGAUUCGCAGGAAACCAGCCGGAGGACCAGGCCACCAAGCCCAACCAUCAUGGUCCUCCUCGGUAUACUCCGAACAAGACCCACGCGCAUCCCUGAACAACCCACCACCACCUAUCGACACAUCCCUGGACGGCUGGACGCAGCCGCCUUCCCGCUUUAGCGUGACCACCUAUGCAACAUCGUCCCAGCAGUCAACAACUCCCAGAGAUAGCAUCGACGUAGACGUGAAUGCUUCUACGGUACCCACGUCAUCCCAGCAAUUUAUAGCUCAACAGCAUCAGCAGUCUUCAGUUCUCGACCGCAAGCGACCCAUAGUUUCGGGCUACGAUAGUCCCGGUUCGCGCAAAAACAACAACCCUUCCGAGCCAGUCAAGAUCAGCCUCGAUUCACACUACAUGACGUCCGCCGUGUCCCGGCCGCGCAAGGCAUCCCCCGAUGCAGCGGUCCCCAGAGGCAACGAAUCGCUGCUCUCGCUCGGGUCGCUGUCGGAUAAGGACAAGACGCUCCCACUAGCGCCUCCCGAGACUCAGUCAGCGCAAACGCAAGACCGCGUGGCGCAGCUCAAUGCCAAAUUACAGGCGCUGGGCAACCGCCGCAUCAACAUUAACACGGCGAUCAAGCAAAUGACGGAGUUAAUGCCGACGGAUAACAUCCUAGCCAGCGAUGCCGUGAUUCAUAAGCGAGAGGAGGAGAAGAGGAAGGUCGAGACUCUGAGGCAGGAGCUCGCUGAUGUGGAGAGGGAGUCGUAUGAAUUAGGCCUCAAGCUGCACCGCGCAUAUAAGAGGCUGGACCGAGAUGCGGAGUAUGAACCCACGACGCUGUGGGUUAGGCGGGUUACGGGAUAGUGAGAGCUGCGUCGUAGGGAACUGGGCUGGACUAGGGCUGGAUUGAAUAAGGUGGCGGCGGCGGCUGCGGACUUCUGAGAUGCCUCAACUGGUUAUUCCCUGCCAUUUGGGAUAGGUGUGGAAAUCCCGUGUGGUGUUGAACAAGGUACUUCCUCUCUACCCAAGAAUAAGGAAGAAGAUACGUCAAGUUCUAUUCACCGCAUUUAUCCCCUUUUUUAUGUCCAUUUGUCUUUCUACAACAGGCGGUUUGCUACGACUACCUUACGUUACAUCAAGAUACAUUUUGGUUCGGCUCUCAUAUGGCUUGCAGGCGGCAUCAUGAUCGAGAAGAGAAGGAACAUCGAGAUACCUAUUAAUGUAUGCAUGUAGCAAGCAGGCAGGCCAAGCAUGGAGUUUUGCGAGAUACCUAUUCAAUUCUUUUUUUCCUUACCUCUUUUUUCUCGGACAGGGGGGUAUUGAUCGAGUUGUAAAUAGACAAAUAAAGAAAAUGAAUGAACGAGAGAUAUGAACUGAAUCAAUGUUAUUAUUCUUAUGAGCGUGGGUUCUUUGCUAUGAGAGGAUAUGAAUGUGUAGUGUGAUUGAAUGUAUGGACAAGGAGAUAGGGGACGGGAUAGGCGCAGC